Trichoderma harzianum CBS 226.95 is the source of this 1518-nucleotide messenger RNA. RefSeq lists its product as hypothetical. Bases 1 to 1518 code for a protein of 505 amino acids. Lineage: Eukaryota; Fungi; Ascomycota; Sordariomycetes; Hypocreales; Hypocreaceae. The record is from RefSeq and is a predicted model, not a curated record. Gene Ontology annotation, molecular function: iron ion binding; oxidoreductase activity, acting on paired donors, with incorporation or reduction of molecular oxygen; heme binding. The transcript has 5 exons.
AUGGCAUUAAUUUCUAUGUCCCUUAGUGCCUUUGGCUCUAUAAUGAAGUCGUUGGCAUUAUUGCCACUUCUUGCACUUCUUCUUGGUUUGGGUUACACAUUUUGCAACGUCAUUUAUAACCUAUUCCUACACCCUCUUCGUAAAUACCCCGGACUAUGGCUUUGGGCAGUUUCCGAUAUUCCAUAUUCCUUGGUAUCGAUAAGUGGCAAUGCGCAUAAAACAAUGCUUCAAAUGCAUAUCAAAUAUGGGCCAGUUGUGCGUGUUGGUCCAAAUACCAUAUUUUAUAGCCAUCCAGAUGCCUCCAAAGAGAUUCGUGGUCACCGCAAGGGCAAUCGAGUGGAACACUUGAAAGAUCCCCAUCUACACUCUGGCAAUCAAAGCAAUGUCAUAGGCGCAAACCGGGAGAACCAUAUUCGCUACAGAAAAAGCCUGGCUCACGGCUUUUCGCAUCAGGCCAUGUUGGAUCAAGAGCCGGUCAUUCACAAGUAUAUCGAUAAGUUAGUAACAGCGCUCAAAACACAAUGCGCCAACCAAGAAAAAGUCGACGUUGUUAGGUGGUACAACUACACAACAUUCGACAUCAUUGGAGAUUUGGCUUUUGGUGAGCCCUUCUACUGUCUCGAGAAAUCAGACUAUCAUCCUUGGGUUGCGCUUAUCUUCUCUGGGGUCAAAAACAUAUCGUUUAUAUCUGUGUGCUCAAAGCACGGAGCACUGGGUAUGAUGCUGGCAUUACUUCUAAUGCCAAAAGAUUUACUAGCAAAGGGCACAGAACACCGUAGAUUGUCAAUCGAGAAAACGCGCAGGAGGCUCGAUUCGGGAUCAAGUCGACCGGAUUUUAUGACGGCAAUGACAACGACACGAGGAUCCGCAGAGGAAUUAACGUUCAACGAACUAGCAUCAAGCGCCAGCUUACUUAUCGCAGCUGGUUCUGAGACAACCGCGACAGCCCUAUCAGCAGCAACUUACUAUCUUGGACUCUAUCCAGAAACCUUUGGAAAGCUGGCUGCCGAAGUUCGCUCAGCCUUCCGCUCAGAAGAAGAGAUAAAGCUUACUAACUUGCAACACCUGAACUAUUUACAAGCGGUGAUUGAUGAGGCAAUGAGACUGUUUCCCUCGGCGCCUGGCACGCAGCCUCGUAUUAUUUCGCCCGGUGGCGACACAAUUGUCGGCAGAUACGUCCCGGCCGGUACCAUAGUUGGAGUAUGGAAGUGGGUGAAUCACCAUAACCCUGCCCAUUUCCACGAAGCCGAAUCAUUUAUCCCCGAAAGAUGGCUUGGGGAUGCACACUUUGAGAACGAUAAAAAAGAUGCAUUUAUGCCAUUCUCUGUUGGGCCGCGUAACUGUAUUGGACGAAACCUCGCAUACGCAGAGAUGAGACUGAUUCUUGCAAGAAUGGUGUGGAAUUUUGACAUAAAGCUUUCAGAAGAGAGUAUUGGGUGGGAUAUGAAAAGCAAAGUCUACAUGUUAUGGGAGAAAGGACCCAUAUAUGUCCACCUUACAAAACGACAAGAGAUUUAA